Pistacia vera is the source of this 2478-nucleotide messenger RNA. Its product is annotated as disease resistance-like protein DSC1. Bases 7 to 2400 code for a protein of 797 amino acids. Lineage: Eukaryota; Viridiplantae; Streptophyta; Magnoliopsida; Sapindales; Anacardiaceae. The record is from RefSeq and is a predicted model, not a curated record. The transcript is spliced from 5 exons.
CAAGAGAUGGGUUGGGAUAUUGUUCGCCAAGAAUCCAGAAAAGAGCCUGGCAACCGUAGCAGGUUGUGGGAUCCUCAGGAUAUAUUUAACUUAUUCAAGAAAAAUACAGGGACUCAAUCGGUUGAAGGCAUAUUCCUUGACUUGUCAAAAGUAAGUGAGCUACACUUAAGUUCAGAUGCCUUCACGAGGAUGCAUAAACUUAGGCUUCUUAAAUUAUAUAGCUCCCACUAUGGCAAAGGCGAAAUAGAAGAUGAUAAGGUGCACCUUUGUCAAGGCCUUGAAUUUCUUUCUGAUGAGCUGAGAUAUCUCCAUUGGCAUAGAUACCCUUUAAGAUCCUUGCCAUGUAAGUUUAACCCGGAGAACCUUGUUGAGCUUGACAUGCAUCACAGCAAUGUUGAAUAUCUUUGGAAGGAAAAACAGCAUCUUGUAAAUUUAAGACGGAUUGAUCUGAGUUACUCUCAGCACUUAACGGAGAUCCCUGACCUCACAUUGGCUCCGAACCUUGAGGUUAUUACUCUAGAUGGUUGUUCCCAUCUCACCAAGUUUCCUGGGAUUUCGUGGAACAUAAAAAAGCUGCAUUUAGGCCAUACUGCAAUUGAAGAGGUUCCCUCAGCCAUCGAGUGUCUUAAUAACCUUGACUCCCUAUUGCUAAUCAACUGCACCAGGCUAAAGAAUCUUCCAAGGAGUAUUCAGAAUUUGACGACUCUUAUGCACCUUGAUCUCCGUGGUUGUUCAAACAUCACGGAGUUCCCAGAGGUUUCAGGAGAUAUAAAGUAUUUAUAUUUGAAUGAGACUGCAAUUCAAGAAUUACCAUCUUCAGUUGAGUAUCUUACUAAACUAAAUACAUUGAGUCUUGGAAAUUGCACAAACCUAGAAAGUGUUCCAAGCGGCCUUUUUAAGCUGAAAUGUCUUGAAGUUCUUUAUCUCUUUGGCUGUUCAAAAUUGGGGAAUUUACCUGAAAUCUCAGAGUCUAUGGAAAAGUUAGAGUUACAAGGAACCGCCAUAAAAGAGUUACCUUACUCAAUUGAACGUCUUACUCAACUUUCUUUGUUGCACUUGGGGGACUGCAAAAACCUUACAAGUUUGCCAAAUAACUUCUUUCAGUUGACAUCACUUUCAUCUCUUCGUCUUUCUGGUUUGUCUGGUAUUGAUAAAUUGCUGGACAACUUGCCAUUAUCUCUAUUUUCAGGUUUGUGCUCUUUAGUUGAAUUAAAUCUCAAUGACUGCAACCUGGUAGAAUUGCCAAGUGCUCUGAGUUGCUUAUCCUCCUCAGAGUAUUUAGAUCUAACUGGAAAUAAUUUUGAGAGCCUGAGCCUCAAACCAUUUUCUUGUCUUAAAAGCCUUGACGUUAGCUAUUGCAAGCGACUUCAAUCUAUACUAGAGUUUCCAUCUCCGUUGCAUCUGACAGAUUUCCAGGCACAUGACUGUUUAUCACUCAAAACUAUGCCAAAUUCAAUGAAUUUAGCCUUUACAGCAGACUGGAAUUCCCAGCAGAGUUUCACAUUUUCCAAUUGCUUCAAUCUGACUGAAGAUGCACAAAGAAAUAUUCUUGCUGAUGCAGAACUUCGAAUACAGGUUAUGGCAACUAAUGCACAGGAGACUGCAUCAAUGGAAGAUUAUUUGGAGUGGUAUUGGCCAGGAGCUUCCGUCAGUAUUUGUUUCCCUGGAAAUGAAAUUCCAGGGUGGUUCAGCCAUCAAAAUGUGGGAUCUUCAGUAACAAUGGAACUCCCUCAACAUUGGUCUAGCAGUAAGUUCUUAGGCUUCGCUCUGUGUGUUGUAGUUACAUUCGACGACUACCAUGAUUACAUGAAUUUCAAUGUCGAAUGCAAAUGCGAAUUUGAAACCAAUGAUGGUGACAAGCAUAACAUUGAUUGUGGUCUGAAUGGCUUAAAAGCUCAAUACAAAUCCAGAUCUCUUUCGUCUGAUCAUGUAUUCCUGUUUUUCCAUGAGCGAUUGUAUGCUAUCCUAGUUCAAAGAGAUGAUCAGGACCAUUUCUUCAGUGUGUACCAGUCCUGCCAUAAGGUUUUGUUUGAAUUCUUACCAGUAGAUGACAACCGGUUGCCCCUACUGAAUUGCAAGGUGAAGAAGUGUGGGGUCUGUAUACUGAACGUGAAAGAGGAGGAUGCAGAAAUUUUUGACGGCUCCAACGUAGAUGAUCAUGUUGAAAGUGAAAGUGAUAGUAACUCCAAUCAUGAGGUACAAGAGGAUCCAAACUCCCAAACAUUGAAAGAAAAGGAAACCAAUUUAGAGGCUAAUGCCUUCUGGUCGGCUCAAGGCAGAGCCAAUCUAUUAUGUAUGAACUUCUUGGUUGGAGUGGCUGUGGUUUUAUUUCUGCGGUAUUUCCUGGGCGUUGUAAGUGUUAAUGGUUUCAAAAAGCUCUUGGUCUCUUUGCUGCAAUAAGCCCUGCAGAUGUUGGGGCUAAUUAACUUGGGAGAAACAUGUAUCUAUAAUUUAUUAAAUUCUUCAGUAUCUGAUAAA